Molecule: messenger RNA, 4515 nt
Organism: Tachysurus vachellii
Lineage: Eukaryota; Metazoa; Chordata; Actinopteri; Siluriformes; Bagridae
Product: neurturin
Exons: 4
Coding region: 218-880 (220 amino acids)
Molecular function (GO): glial cell-derived neurotrophic factor receptor binding; growth factor activity; receptor tyrosine kinase binding
Source: RefSeq, a predicted model, not a curated record
GUGUGUGUGCGCGCGCGCGGUGAACUGAGCUUUUCCACACUCUGUGGUCCAUAGAUUCCCUGGAAACUCAUUUGAAUUCGGAUCUUAAAAUUAUGCCACCGUAUUCCAGGGCAGAAGUGGAGACGGAUCAGCCAAAGGAAACGUGUUUGGAGUUCAUUUUGUCCGGAUUGUUUGCAUCUGUCAUUUCGUGCAGAAGUGCGUUUUUCCACACAGGUCCAUGAGAGGAGCGCGAGCAGGGCGCAGAAAAGAUGGCAAGAGGUGGUGGAAUCAGCAAGAUCCCAUUGCAACAUCUGCCCAGUGUCACCUGACCUACUGGAAGGUGAUUUUCCUAAUGAGUGUGUGUCUCCUGGAGAUUGUGGGUGGGCAAAGGCAUGCAGAGAAGAGGGAAGAAUCACACUCCACCACACUAAUGGCCCAAAAAGAGCAGAGACGGUCUCCAUGGGCUGCACUGUACGAUCCCUCCUUGGCAGAGGAAGGAGAGGAAUACAGGGCCAGAUGGCAUCGGUCUCUAGCAGACGUUUCUGUGGCUUAUCGAAAAUCCCGCAAAGAGCGUAAGAACCGAAAGCGGCAGCGAGAAAAUCUGAACCAGGACUGUCACCUUGAGAAGAAACAGAUGCGUGUGCGUGACCUGGGCUUAGGCUAUGAUUCAGACGAAAUUGUGCUCUUUAAGUAUUGUGUGGGGACGUGCAUGAGCUCACGGAGGAACUAUGAUUUGGCGCUUAAAAUUCUAACUGAGAAUGGCAGCAUCAUGGGCCGUGAUGUGAGCACUCAUCCAUGCUGUAGGCCUACACGCUUUGAGGCCGUGUCUUUCAUGGACACCCGAACAAACUGGCAAACCAUCCGGUGGCUCUCAGCAGCCAACUGCAGCUGUGUUGGGUGAGAGGAGGAGAGAUGGUCAAAAUGAGAAAUAAGUACAAAAUUCAACUCGGGAUAGACGAAGACAAGGAUCUGUUGAAGUUGUAUCUAUUCUGACACCUCAGAUGGAGAGCACAACUGGUUGAUCUAUAAGGAGCAACGUGACAGAUGCAAAUGUUGCAGCUGUUAGGUCAUGAAAGGGGUGGAACAGCAGCAGAGAAGAUUAAUAAAGGGGUAAGCGAUUGUGCUUUCCUAUCAGAGAGAGUGGAGAGGAUGCUCCUCUGAUGCUGUAGGGAAGAGGAACUGAUUUCUAUGAGAAGAAAACUGAGAAUGCAAUCAUAUAUCAAAAAGUUUUUUUAAAAAAACUGUUAACAUUAAUGUAGAGAACGAUCCACGGACAAUCUUGCUAGGAGCCAAGAACUUGGUAGCCAAACUCUGAAGGAUCCAUCUAUGCUUCUGUACUGUGGAAAUACAGAACUCAUAUGACACCACACACGCACACACACACACACACACACACACACACACACACAAAGAAUUAUAUUACAUGUCACCUUCCCUUCAUAAAGUAACAGUCUCUAUCAUUAAGAUAUCAAACCCCACUUGUGUAGUGCAGUACUCAUUAGACAUUGUGCCGAUUUUAAAUAUUCAUCAUGAUAUUAAAUAUUUAAUAUAAUUGCGUAACCUUUUUAUACUACAACAUGACAAUGUACUAUAUGACCCAAUUAGAACCUAUAGAACCAUAUUUUGUCCAAAAUCAGGAAACUUUGAAGACAUUUCUACCAUGCCAGCGUAUGCAACACAAUGCAUGCUAUGUAAGCUGUUAUAUUACUGUUCGGUUUACACUUUGAAUAGGUGCAGAUUCCAGCGUCUUGCAUUCUAUAGAAGACACUUGCAGCCUCUCCUACACCUCAGCCCAGAAUGCACAUCAGCAUAGGCUCACGUAUUGCUACAUUAGCAACUAUUAUACAAUAGGAAGCUUUUUUAAAUAAUUUUUAAAAGUUCAGUCCUGAUUCUGAUGAAUUUAUGCCGUUUAUGUUGAUGAAGCACCAGUAACAUACUUAUUUUCUUACCUUAUUACCUCAUUGGCUUUUUUGCAUUUUAUUUAAUCAAAGCUCUCUUGUUAUUCUAACAGUUUCGGAUCUAAAUAUGAUAUGCAUUGUGUUUUUAUGUCUUCUUUGUACAAAUGUUUGAGGACGUUGGCUUCAGGUUCAGGUAAACCAGUGGGCAUUAUAUACAGAAUCUGAGUCUUACAUUUAGCUGAAGGUGAGGUGUUGAGAUAAAGCAUUACAAGGAAUGUUUAGUUUGCAUGACUGAAAGCAUCAGUUCACUCAAAGUACUUCAGACAGGACGGUAGACUUGAUCUAAAAUUCAUAAACGGAUGAGGAUUUUGCCCUUUAGAUGCUUUUCUUCACAUACUGACCACCAGUUACUGAGAUUUUUUAAAACUCUGCAUACGCUCAACAAAGCAUCUUGUCAGUUAGAUGACACAGCUUGGCACAACUGAACAUAAACUGCUUUCCUAAUUGUUGCAUAGUUUGUGUCUCUUCUAUUAUACAGUUCUAUUAUUCUGGGUAGAAGAGGAAAUGUGUCUCAGUCAGGACACUUAACAAACUGCUUAAUUUCUCAGAUCUCAUUGGAAACGUGGCAGUUGAUUUGUGCUUAGCUACUUAAAACAGUCAGUCAACAUAUAUAUUAUAAAUAACUAAAACAUCAUAUUUGCCUCGCACCUCCAAGUUUGCAGGUUCAAAUUCCCAUUUUCUCUCUGCUCUGGAGUUUCCAUGUUUUCUCUGUGCUUCAGAGGUUUCCUCCAUGUACUCCGGUUUCCUCCAUCAAUCCAAAGACAUGUUGGCUAACAGGGAUCUUAAUUGUUUGUAGUUUGUAAAUGGGUGUGUGAGUUUGGGCACAAUUGUGCCCUAUGAUGGACUGGAACUGCCCAGUGUCCCCUGCCUUGUGCCCUGGGACUAGGCUCCAGGUUCCCUGUAAGGCUUUGUGGGUAAGCUGUACAGAAAAUUGACGGAUGGAUGGAUGGAUGGAUGGAAAUCUGAUAGCAGUCCAAUGUUUUAAAACGGGUUCAAUUGUAAUACACAGUAUUGGAUUGGUGCCCCCUUAACAUUGAGGGGUCAGUCAUCAACCAUUAACAAAAAGCAAGCAUGACAGUAAAAGUAUAUUGACGAAUGCAAUUCUAACUUUAUUUAAACAGUAUCUGCACAUUGACAGUAUUUUAUAUUCAUUGUUCAUUUCAUAUUGGAACGCACAACUAGGCAAAUAGGCAAGGUAGUACUCCUUUUCAUACAGGCCAUGCUUUGUUUUGCUUCACUUUAUUUCCAUAUUGUGACACAUUAUUUCUGCAUAAAAUAAUUGUAUUUAUAUGAAGGGAAUCUGUAACCUAUUGGUGUGAUAAGGUGGACUAACCAUGCAGGGCUGGAAACAGAAUCAGAGAUACCCAAGCAAUAUUGUCUCCAAUGAUAUACUGUAUGGCAGAAUUUUAGUACUUUUUGUAACACACUGGUCGAUUUGGCUUUGCGCCCCGUUAAAUUGUUAUGAACUUUUCCAUGACUUCAGAAGUACAACUGUUGCAAGUGCCAGAUCUGUGAGGUGUGUGAUGGUUGUGCCACAGUUCAGUAACAAACAAAUGAUAUUUUAACCAGGUAUGGAUAGAUGUUUGUUACUAAACAAACAGCAGCUUGGUUAUAAGUUAUUUUUAAUAUGAUUAAUAUUACAAAACAUAAAGUAUGUGAACUUGCUAAAGAAGUCUGUCAAUAAAUAUAUAGUAUAAUGCCAUAUUUAGUUUUAAUAAACAAGAAAUGUUAAAAACAGUAUUAAAGCAUAGUGCAUAAAGGUAUAUAUGGUCCAAGAAAGGAAAAGUAACCCAAUCGUCUAUCACUUUUAUUUGUGUGUGACCUUUUUUUUCACUCCCUGUCAUUUAUUACUUGGUCUAAAAUGAAAUGUACACAAUUUUCCUUACACCAAAUGUAGUCAUUUAGCAAAGACAUGUCCAACAUUUGCUCCUUUUGUUUUACACUGGAGCUACAUGGCUAAUGUAGCUAAGUAAGGAAACUUUUUCCUUAACUGAACACAGUAAGUGAAGUCCAUUUAAAAUGUGUCAUGUUUUUUGGGAAAUCUCAUGUGCUCUAAAGAGAAAAAAUACUUUUGGUGAGUCUGGAUCCUGUGAACAUGUAAAGGACGCUGUAUUAGUCAUGUUAGUUAUUUUUGGACCGUUCUGAGCACAGCUGAGUGUUGUUUUUUUUUGAGCCAGAACAGUCUAAAUGAUGGCCACCUGUUCCCACUGGAUGCUAUGCAUCUCCUGGUUUAUUUAAGGGAAAGGUUUAUCAGACAUAACUUAUCUAUUUAUCAUUGUAUUCAUAUGUUUGUUCCCAUAAUGAUUGGAUGCUUAUAAUUUAUCAGCUGACUGUUAUUGUAUUUACUAUUCAUGUUUCCUUAAGGAUUGUAAACAUAUACAUAUAUAAUACAUGAUUACUGACACAGUUAAGAAAAGGAGCAAUGUGUUCUCAUCAGGUUUUAAGCACCACAAUGCAAAACAAUCUAUUCAUCAACACAUGCUUAAUGCAAUGUGAUUUAUAUUCUAACACAUCAAAUCUUGGUUAAAUAUGCAAGGCCAUUAUUAUUAUUAUUAUUAUUAUUAUUAUUAUUAUUAUU